Molecule: messenger RNA, 780 nt
Organism: Macroventuria anomochaeta
Lineage: Eukaryota; Fungi; Ascomycota; Dothideomycetes; Pleosporales; Didymellaceae
Exons: 3
Coding region: 91-456 (121 amino acids)
Source: RefSeq, a predicted model, not a curated record
UAGCACACCUCCUCUCACCUAGCACGCCAAAGCCUCGUCCAAGCCUCACAAAUCCCCCUCAACAUCCUCAAUCCUCUCAUCACCGCCACAAUGUCCUCAACCACCACUCCAUCAGGUCCCGUAACUCGAAUCGCAACAUUCCGCUUCCAUCCGCACGUCACCGCGACUCAAAAGGCUGACCGCGCACGUGCUUUUCUUGAGCUAUAUGCACAGCAUCCGGAGUUGGUGUUUGAGGGACCGAAGGGUGGCAGGCCGCUGGAUACAAAGCUGGAGUUGACGGGAGUGAAGAGGGAAGUGGGGUGGGAUUUGGGGUUUGUGGUUGUAUUUAAGGAUGAAGAAGCGAGGAGAACGUUUGAUAGUAAUCCAGGGCAUGAGAGUCUGAAGAACGAAACAGAUCCGCUGCUUGCGCAAGUUUUUGUGUAUGACUUUGUCAAGCAGGAGAAUCUGGGGUGGUGAUGGCUUUUGAACGAAGCAUCGAAGAGCUGCCGGUGUGCAUCUAGGUUAACAGAAGCACAUUCUAUAGUUUGCCAGACUGAGUGAGAGGGGAAUUUGAAGAGGAUUGUAAAUGAACGGGUAUUUGUCAUGGUCAGGAGGUAAGAGCUCUAGACGAUGGCAAAAACCACACAACAAGACGAGUAUGACUUCUACAGAAGCAGUGACGUGAAAGAAAAAAUUAAAAGACAUGGUAAUUGCGGCAAAGAAGAAAGACUACCGCGCAGACUGAUCGUGGUGCUUCUGUACAAGUACAAUCCUAACUCGUACACCUACGUUCUGGAUCCU